Plutella xylostella (diamondback moth) is the source of this 1932-nucleotide messenger RNA. It is a transcript of the gene Gdi, whose product is annotated as GDP dissociation inhibitor. Gene Ontology annotation, biological process: small GTPase-mediated signal transduction; vesicle-mediated transport; protein transport. Gene Ontology annotation, molecular function: Rab GDP-dissociation inhibitor activity. NCBI's taxonomy places the organism in Eukaryota, Metazoa, Arthropoda, Insecta, Lepidoptera, Plutellidae. The record is from RefSeq and is a predicted model, not a curated record. Gene Ontology annotation, cellular component: cytoplasm.
GUAGCGGCAGACAUAUUUGUUCCGACAUUUUGACAUUUAUCUCCCGGUUCUUGAUUCUACACUUGAGCUUCUUCAAAAAGAUUUUGUGCUUGAGUGGUUCACCAUGGAUGAAGAAUACGACGCAAUUGUCCUGGGCACCGGACUUAAAGAAUGCAUCCUUAGUGGUAUGCUCUCGGUUUCCGGCAAGAAGGUGUUACACAUUGAUCGAAACAAGUAUUACGGCGGUGAGUCUGCGUCAAUUACCCCGUUAGAAGAGUUGUUCUCGAAGUUCAAUGCUCCAGCACCUGAUGAAACAUAUAGCAGGGGACGCGAUUGGAAUGUUGACCUCAUCCCGAAGUUUUUGAUGGCCAACGGUCUGUUGGUAAAACUGCUAAUCCAUACGGGCGUCACCCGAUAUUUGGAAUUCAAAUCUGUCGAAGGGAGCUACGUCUACAAAGGCGGUAAGAUCUCCAAGGUUCCUGUUGAUCAAAAAGAAGCUCUCGCUUCCGAUCUCAUGGGUAUGUUUGAAAAGAGGCGUUUCAGGAACUUCCUCAUCUAUGUCCAAGACUUCCAGCCUGAAGAUACCAAAACAUGGAAGGACUUCGACCCAAGCACUAACAACAUGCAAGGUCUUUAUGACAAGUUUGGGCUUGACAAGAAUACCCAAGACUUCACUGGGCAUGCCUUGGCUCUGUACCUAGAUGACAACUAUCUGCAGCAACCAGCCAUCCAAACUAUCCAGCGUAUCAAGCUUUACUCUGACUCUCUGGCCCGCUAUGGCAAAUCGCCUUACCUGUACCCUAUGUAUGGUUUGGGUGAGUUGCCCCAAGGGUUCGCUCGUCUGUCUGCCAUCUAUGGAGGGACUUACAUGUUAGAUAAACCUAUUGAUGAGAUUGUGCUUGGUGAAGGAGGCAAAGUAGUGGGAGUCCGCUCCGGCAACGAAAUUGCCAAAUGCAAGCAGGUCUACUGUGACCCCAGCUAUGUUCCUGACCGAGUUCGCAAGAAGGCCCAGGUCAUUCGCUGCAUUUGCCUUUUAGAUCACCCAAUUGCUAAUACCAAAGAUGCUCUGUCCACACAGAUUAUUAUUCCACAGAAACAAGUGGGAAGGCACUCUGACAUCUAUGUGUCUGUUGUCUCAUACACACACCAAGUGGCGGCUAAGGGCUGGUUCAUUGCUAUGGUCUCUACCACUGUAGAAACCAGUGACCCUGAGUCAGAGAUUAAGCCUGGUCUGGACCUCUUAGGACCUAUCAGGCAGAAGUUUGUUUCUGUAACUGACUACUUUGAGCCCAUUGAUGACGGCAGCCAAAGCCAGAUCUUCAUUUCUGAGUCUUACGAUGCCACCACACACUUUGAGACAACUUGCUUAGAUGUGCUCAAGAUAUACAAGCGAGGCACAGAUGAGGACUUUGACUUCUCCAAGGUGAAGGUGGAGCUCGGAGAGGAAGAUCAAUAAAUGUAUGCUAUAUUAUAACCUACCUAUGUAAAUUGCUUGUUAAUUUCACUAUUUGUUUAUAAAAUAUUUUAGCCUACCUUAAAUGUUUACUAGGGUUUAUUUGGGUAAAGAGUUUUUAAAAGCUUAGAUGUAUUGGCAUUAAAUUAUAAUAUCUAUGUAAAAUGUUACCUUGCAGAAGGUUUAUUUGAACUAUGUGAUCCAUUUUGUUUUAAACUUAAAAGUAUGAAGUUUAUUUUAAAGGAUUUUAAAUUUGGCUUAAGAUCGCUUUUAUUAUAUUUACAUGUUUAAGGAUAAAAAGUUAACUGAUCUGCACAAGUGAAUCUGAGUGGCAGCUGGUUUGUCUGCAUUUAACAAUAUGCAUUCCAUGUUUGGUACUUCUUGAAUAGCAGCUAACCAUAUCAAAUUUUGUAAAUCAAGAUUUAUGAAUAUGAAUGCUCAUUAUACCUAAAUGUUUACUGUGUAAGAUCAUAAAUAAAACAUACAUUAUACUAUGGAAA